CUUCCUUCAUGCUAUACAUAGUAUACAGUCAUAAGUGUUUCGCAUUUAUUUUUAUCAUUUUUAUUGAGGAUUAAAAGUUUGUAAAAAGCAAAUUUGUGAGAUGUUGUUGAAGGAUAAAGUUUGUAUAAUUACGGGUGGUGCUGUCCAAAUUGGCAGAGCUUUUGCGGAGCAGCUUUUGAAAGAUGGAGCAUUUAUUUCCAUUUUCGAUUUGGACAGUGAUUCAGGGGAAUUGUGCUGUGCUGAAUUACAGCAACAGUUUGGCAAAAAUCGAAUAAUUUUUUGUCAUUGUGACGUGACUGACUACACUCAAUUUGAAGAAUCAUUCUUAACGACUAAGGACACUUUUGGUCGGAUUGACAUUUUAGUAAAUAAUGCAGAAAUACAAAAUGAUAAAUUUUGGGAACUGGAAACGGAUGUAAACUUGAAUGGCUUCAUUCGUGGAACUUUAUUGGCUUAUCAAUUUAUGUCAAAAGGUAAAGGAAAUGGUGGAACUAUUGUCAAUAUCGGAUCAUCUUGCAGCACAAAACCAUUUGUAUCAUCACCAAUAUAUACAGCAACUAAGCAUGCAAUAAUUGGAUUAACAAAAGCAUACGGGGAUCAAUAUCAUUUUAAUCAAACUGGAGUACGUGUGAUUUGCUACUGUGUGGGACCAACAGAAUCUGAUUCCAUAUCACACAGCCGUCAAAACAACAAUACACCCAACCAUGAACGUGCACGGAAAAUUGAUAUGCAAGGCAUGCGAUACCAGAAGCUAGAUCACGUGGCAAAGGAACUCAUUCCAAUCAUAUUGAAUGCAUCGUCAGGAAGUCUCUGGCUUGUUAAGAACGAUGAGAAGUCAAAGGAAAUCCCUUACUCAAAUGAAAUCUUUUAAGAAUCUUUUGAAAAAUCUAAUUUCGACUUCAUCUCUCAACUAUUUCUUAUUGGUUUCGAUUCAAUCGAUAGUUUCUAGCAUUAAGGAAUCGGUUGGGGGUCCUUAGUUUAAAUAAUGGUUUUGUUUUUGAAAAAAUUGUUCAAAAUAUUAAUUGGGUUGUCAAAAAUGAUGUUCAUUAUUACAUAGGUGUCAUAAAUCCAUCACUUUGUAGGGUUGUUGGGAUGACAGAGUAUGACAACGAAGAAGGGAGAGUCAAUAAACCAUAACUUUUGAUAGACGUUAUUUGUGAACACCCCAUAAAUUAUUCAAACAAAGGACCCCCUUAACCAAUAUUAUC
Messenger RNA from Chironomus riparius, 1208 nucleotides. The record is from the annotation of a GenBank genome assembly. Lineage: Eukaryota; Metazoa; Arthropoda; Insecta; Diptera; Chironomidae.